CAAUGAUAUUAUAUCCUAGAAAGAAAUAGAACAGAAUCAAAAAGCACUUAUAAAGUCCAAGCCAAAACGCAAAAAUAUUAAAGCUAAGAAGAUGUCAGGAAGGUCAACAGCAGGAGAUGACGACGAUGAUUGUAUAUGGUACGAGUGCAAUUUACCCUUUCGUGUAAAUAUUCCAUUUCCCAUCAGUAUGAAACAUAAUUUCCAGCCAUUUGCUGGCAAUAUCAGUCCACAGUUAUAUAAAUCCCUUGUUCCGGCAGGAAAGUUACACCAGAAUAGAUCAAUUCAAAUGCCUAGGCCGUCUGAAUUCUUAAUGCAACGUGCUCUGCCAGCUCCAAAUCCAGAAGAUAGUUCGUCUAUCUCUAAGGCGAUAGCCUUUACAAAGAAAAAAGGACUUAAACGAGGUAGAAAACUAUGUACCUUCGAGACAUCUACUCAAACGAUUGAAGAAGAAUCGGAUCCUGUCUUAUGCUGUUUGGAACAAAUCAGGAUUCAACUGGCUGCCAAAUUUUCUAAUGGAGAAGAGAAGAAGACGUGUCGUUACUUUGCCGAGAAGUCCACAAAUGUGAGAAGUAUUCAAAGGCUGGAAAAUGAAGCGGAUGAGGAAAUGAUAAAGACUUGCCGCUCAAAAGAAUCUCUUAAACUUCAAACCGAGAUAGAUGAUAAAAGCGAAAAAUCAGAUAUAAAAUUGGAGCCUAAGUUAGAUGAUAAAACGGAAAAAUUAGAUUUGAAAUUAGAGCCUAAGAUUCCGAUCGUUUCUUCACCAAAAAGUUCCCAGAAAAGUGUAUCAAUAAACACAUUGCCGCCGCCUCCUCCUGAGCUCAUAAAACUGAAAAGGAAGAAAAAGAAAUCAUCUAAAAUCCUUUCAGAAUCUAACCCUGAGUCCUCUAAAUUUAGUUUGGUUGGAAAAAUCUCAAAUUCAGACAAAUCAAUGCUAUCUGAGGACUUAAGGAAAGCCAAAGAUGCCGACAAAAAAGAUAAUUUAUUUAGUGAUCCCAAACCAGUUUCAGUUUUGCCCGGGUCCAUAUAUCGAUCUCAUUUUAGGUACGGAUGUCAUAUGCCAAGAUGGCAAUAUUAUGGGCCACCCCAAUGUUGCCAAUAUUGUAGCCAAUAUAUCCAGAUGCAAAACCAGAUGUUCAAUAAAACUAAACCUAAAGAGGCUGCCGAUGGUAUUAAAUCAAGAUCUACAGAUUCUGUCCAAGGAAAAAAAUUGAAACCAGAAAUUAUCAGCCAAAAAAAAACCGAGUCUUCUCAUCAAAGACAAGAAAAUAUUGGCAGUGACGAAACCUUGUCAGCAUCUAGCAAAAUAUUUCGUAAGAGUUCUGAAAAUAUAAGCUCAAGUAUUAGGCAUAGCUCAAAAUCAUUUAAAUCAUCUGAAGGAAGCGAGAUUAUUAAUUCUAAAACAAAGAAAUCAUAUAAAGGUCAAAUUAGGAAGAAACUAAACCAAAAACAAAGUCAUCGUAUAACGUCUGGGGGCUCAACUAAUUUUACAAAAAAAUUUAAUAAUGAUCAAAGAGAUUAUAUUCCCUGUCGCCAGAAUACUGAGGAGGCAGUAGACAUGAGCCAACAUUCAAAUAGGCUCCAUAAUGAGCAGGGCAGUUCGUCCGAAUCAUUUAGGACAGACCAGGCGAUCACUGAUAUUGGUGAAUGUUCAAGUAAGACUUCAGAAGAAACAAAAUCCUUUGAAAACUAUAUGAGCAAUUCGUGUGGCCAGAAAAGUGAGAAUUGUGAGGAUCAAUUAAACCACAUGCCUCCGAGUUCUGAUGCAGAUCAAGUUAAAUAUUAUAAUAAUCAGCGCUCGCAUUCAGCACCUAAUGGCUGGAUGCGUCGAUGCACUCAAAACAAAAACAUACCCAGAUCUGGAAAUGCACACCCGUGUCAGCCUCAAAAAGAACCGGCUCAUUUUUCCGGGAAGCAAAAUACUGAAAGUCAAAAAUGUCCUGAACAAGUACUUGUUCUACAGGACGAAACUUGCGAAAGCGAAUCGGAGGAUUAUGAACGACUUGGGUACAAUAAUUACACAACUCACAAUCGAAUGGAAAAAGAAGACCAAGACUGUCGCAAAUUUGCAACUCCGAAUUAUAGUAUAAAUGUCGAUUUUUUAAAGCAAUGCAGGUUGCAAGAGGGAUUCUUAAAUUUUAAUCAAAGACAGAAAAUCCAGCAGGAUCAAACAGGACAAAAUCGACCAUCACUUGUAAUGCCUUUAAGCCAGAAUAAAAAGGAUAAAUGGAGAGAGCUAAAGGCAAAGUUAACUAUGUUAGUGCCCCAUCAAUUACAAAUGGUGCCCAAAACCUGUGAGGUUUCUUUACAAAAUGCGUUGCCAUGCAGAGAUGUCCAUGGCCAACUCGAAAUACCUCAUCCAAUAAAACUGGAGCAUGAUGCACUUCCUCUAUCCUGUUCCCAAUUGUUAAUUACUAACCGUCGAGAUUCAAAUUCAUCUCAGCAAAAGAUCUCAAAGCUUUAUAAGACUGCAAUAAUACGCAAGGUAAUUUUGAAGAAUCCAAAACCCAAUAUGUUUAAAAGCCAAGGUAAUGGUUGUAUCGCAGUUUUCCGAAGAUCUUCCAGAUCGAUCACGCCAACGAGACUGAGUGAUCUAAAACAGAGUUUAUUACCAUGCAAAGGGACCAAAAAAAUAAAUUCGAAGACCUCCUUUGAUUCUGGCCAGCAGUCAUCUGUCUCAAAAUUGUGUGUUGGGGAAAGAAAAGAGAGUCCUCGGUUUUUAAAGCAAUGCAAUGAUUUAGGAUCUAAUACAUCGAUAGAAAGUAGGGAUAGUUUUAAGUUCAAAGGAAGUCCAUCUUACACUGUGCUUCAAGUAAUUCAAAAGGAUUCAAAGGCUUUUGGAGUCCAACUUCAAGAAAAACAAGAUAAAUACAAUGGAAAUAGGAGAACAAAUUCCGAGAAUGAUGAGACUCAUACUUUGUAUGGCCAAUCCGGUUUUAGAUCUGAUCGAAGCAACCAAGAUAGUUAUCAAGACUUGAGAAGGACACGAAAUUUAGCUAUUGGUAAGGCAGAAGGUUAUACUCCGAACCAACCAAAUGAUGCCAGCUUAACCUGGACUGAGCCAGCUGGAUAUUCUAAAUUAGAAGUUCCCCUGGGUGAUUCUAGUCAAACCAAAUCCAUGGCGCGCUCAAAUGCUACCUUAAGAUCUACUGACGUGGAAACACUGGAAACGGUUACCCUCAUGCAACCUCGAAAACUCAGCAGUACUGAAAGUGCGAGGAUCGAAAUCCCCGAUACGGGCAUCGAGAAGACCUUUCUUAUGGCGACCAGAACUCCUUGUGACAGGGAAAAUCUGCUUCAAACCUGCGGAAGACCUCCCUGUACCCAUUGUCCCCAGCGAUAUACCGGACUUCCCCCUAACCUACCUCAAGGAUUUAUGAUAUCACAGCCCCCUGACCAACCACAAACAUCUAGAAGCGCCCCACAAAAUAGAACACCGUUUAGUGAAAAUUACUUAAUAGAUCCGCGUGAUCAGUGGAGGACUACAAAAUCACCUGCUUCUGCACCAGUUAUGCAAGCUCAAUUUCAGCAGCCUCCUAUGCCAACAUUUAGUCAAAAUCUCCAGUUUCAGGAUCCUGUAUAUCCCCCGAGUCCUUUCUACUACCCUCAAGCUUUACAAGAGAAUAUACAAACGCUUCCGGAGGGAUUCUAUGAUCAGACCGUUAACAAGUACAACAUAACUCGCAUGGAUUCCAACUUUCAGCCGCCAUCUCUUAGAUCCGAAUUUCUUUACGCAUUGCAAUCGCCACAGCAAUAUUUUUUAAGACCACACAGCAAUCAAUUCCCAAAGCAGCUGGUAAUGGGAUCCGUUCCAGACCAAAAUCAUCCUUUUAUUCCGCCUCAGAAUCAAUUGUUCCAACCUCAACUGCAAAGUCAGAAUAUGAUGUUCCGCCCUCAGCAAAAUGUCAAAUUGGAUGAAUACCUUCAAUCAGAAUACCAUAUUUAA
Molecule: messenger RNA, 3943 nt
Organism: Drosophila elegans
Lineage: Eukaryota; Metazoa; Arthropoda; Insecta; Diptera; Drosophilidae
Exons: 6
Coding region: 92-3943 (1283 amino acids)
Source: RefSeq, a predicted model, not a curated record